AGAAAAAAAGUUAAAAUCAAUUUUUAUGUUUUUUGUUUAUUUUCAGAUGCAAAUGCAAUUUGAAUUUCAAUCUGAUAUGGAGUACAAUUGUAAUUUUAUUUGAAGUUUUGGAAAACAGUUGCUGCUUACAACUCCCUAACAACGCUUGUGAAGAAUCCUUGGAAACUAUAUCAUAUACAUCAAAAUGUCCGUCUGAUUUUGAAGAAUAUCAGGUGGCAGCGCUAAGGAAAAAUUGCAGCAAAUACAAAAAUGAAUGCAGAUCCUUCGAAUACCACUGUGUUCUAAACGAUGACACGACUAAAAUCAUGGAAGUUUGUGCACCGUCUCGCUAUAUUCAGUUUGGAAAGUGUGCAGAGUUUAACAUUGGACUACGAAGUAUUCGCAGAGUCUUCUUCAGUGAUUGUACAACUUUUAAACAUCCAUGUCCAAUUUCAUACAACUCCACAGAAUCUUACCGAUAUUCUGACUGCUUUAAUAUACUAGUAAUAAAAUCGACAACAAUGAUAGCACCAAAGAACACAACAGAAAAUAGAAAUGGUUCAUCAACAACAGAUUUACCAAUGCUUGAAAAUCAAAUAUCGAGCGGAAAAGAAACAAAGGAAAACUCUAUCACUGCUAUAUUACUUGGUAUCGGCAUUGCAGUAGUAUUAUUGCUUGCCGCCAUUUGUUAUGUUGUUUUGAGACGUAAACGUAAGCAAAAAGGUAAUAAAAAAGCACAGACGUAUAUAAGUAUCGCAAAAAUCAAAAAUUGAUCAAUGGGAAUAGAGCAAUGAGCUGUACCGGGGAAAUGUAAAUACAGCAAACAAUGGUCAAAUAAGUCCUGCUAUGCAGAAAGUAUAUGAACAGAGCAAUUGAAGACGGACAUCUUAAGAAAGAGGUGGGAUGAGGUACCAAAGAGAAUAAAGUAUACCAAGGAAUCUGCUCUCCUAAGCAUCAAAUUACCAUCGAUCCUUUCCUAAAACAAGCUGUUGUGAAUGGAAUUAUGCUUGAUGCAUAAAUUUAUUUAUCAUAUAGAUCAUGAAAGAAAUUACUGUAUAUUAAAGGGAUAUUAGCGAAAGAAAAAUCAGUUAUCACUUAUUUAAUUAAAAUUGUUUGUAAGCCCUAUAUACCUUUUUUAUAAUGAAACAUAAAAAUA
Messenger RNA from Saccostrea cuccullata (small rock oyster), 1135 nucleotides. RefSeq lists its product as uncharacterized. Lineage: Eukaryota; Metazoa; Mollusca; Bivalvia; Ostreida; Ostreidae. The transcript is spliced from 7 exons. Bases 306 to 752 code for a protein of 148 amino acids. The record is from RefSeq and is a predicted model, not a curated record.